Molecule: messenger RNA, 2418 nt
Organism: Acanthaster planci (crown-of-thorns starfish)
Lineage: Eukaryota; Metazoa; Echinodermata; Asteroidea; Valvatida; Acanthasteridae
Product: melanopsin-B-like
Biological process (GO): G protein-coupled receptor signaling pathway
Cellular component (GO): membrane
Molecular function (GO): G protein-coupled receptor activity
Source: RefSeq, a predicted model, not a curated record
UCAAGAGGGAAAUCUUCAGUGGAAAUGAAAGGGAUUUCAUUCAUCAACAGGCCAUCAGUCCCAAGUCGAAUAAGGCCACGGUUAUUGAAAUAACACUAACUGAGAGGAGUAAAAACAGGCAAAAAAGCCAGGUAAAUUGAUUGAAGUCUACAAACCAGGAAGAGUUUGUUUGUUCUGUUCCCAGAAAUGAUACAAUGUAUGACACGAUUAGCUUUGAAAUUGGCCACAAACGUUUACGUAAAAACGAACAAAAAGCAAAACAUAGUUUAGAUGUGAAUCAUCGUUAUUUCCUCCUCGGCACGUAGCCCGGUAGAUCUAUGUUGGAGCGCUAGUUACUGCAAGGAAAACAUCAAUCAUGUAAUUAAAACGAAAGGUGUGAAGCUGUUUGAGCAAAAGUAGUAGUGUCACCAUAGAAAUAAAAUCAGCUUCAUUUCCUCAUUCUGACAGUCUUGCCAAGGGGCCCAAGCUUACCGCACUGAAGCUUGGAGUCACGGUAGCCAAACAAAGCAAAGAUUCUGCUUUUUUUUACCGUAACUGCUGGCUUAUUCACCAUGACAGAAAGCAUUACAAACGCGUCUACAAAUUGCUCGUCGGCUGAUUUGUUGUCAACUGACGGAGCUUUCACGAAGUAUGACUUUCACCUUGAAGACCCAGUCCAAAGGAUCAUCAUCGGCUGUGUCUACACCCUGGUGGCCGUUGUAGGCUUCGGGGGAAACCUCCUGGUGAUCCUGGCGGUUAUCAUGUGUAGGAAACUCCAGACUCGCACCAACGCCUUCGUGGUUAACCUGGCCGUAGCCGACUUCUUGACGUGCAACACGGCACCAUUCACGGCGCUGGCACUGUUCAGCUUGAACGGAUGGCCUGAGGACGUGCCGCUGACUGUUUGCGCUGUCAUGGGUAGUCUUUUCUUCGUCGGUCUGGGAGGUAGCGUUAUGAACUUGGCUGCAAUCGCCAUAAACAGAUACGUUCUCAUAACCAAGACAAAAGCCACCUACUGCUCCAUCUACACCCCAAAGAAGAUGGCAGCUAUGCUGGCCUUCACGUGGCUAUACCCUGCUGUUUUAGUCUCUUUACCCUAUUUCGGGUUCGGCAAGUGGGGAUACUCCGAGAAAUACAAGACUUGCAUCAACCAGGAGGACUCCUUGAAGACUCAAGAUCUCUACAGCUUGGUGGCCUCUCUCGCCGGGUACCCAAUCCCUCUUAUCAUCUUGUUGGUGUGCUACAUCAAGAUCUACCUCCACAUCAGAGGCCACUUGAAGAACAUGAAGGCUAAGGGAAUGAGUAUCGAGAUGAUUUACCUGUCUAGCUCCAAGACUACAAUCCGACCGCAACCCCCAAAGAACCCCCAAUCCACCAGGUUUAGCAAACUACAGGUGGAGAUCACAAAGAAUUUGUUCUACGUGAUCUGUGCUUUCGUGGCAUGCCUGGCUCCUUACGCUAUCUCAAGCAUGAUCUCUUCUAGCGAUCCGGCAAUUCCCUGGACUGGAAUGAUGGUCAUCUUCAACAGCAGUGUCAACCCGAUCAUCUACGGGGCCAAACACCCACACUUCAAGGGGGUGCUUCGUCAGAUGUUGCGGUGCCGGUACCAUCAGAUCCCCGAACCUUCCAGCUGUCUGCGCAAGAUCAUAUCCCGAUAGAUGCAUACCCUGUCAAUAUCAGUUGAUUUACAAACUUUCGCUGAUCAGGUUUGUUGAUUUAGUUCGUUGUUCCCACGUCGUUACUUCUAGGGCAUCAUCAUUCCUCGGCCCUUUCCUUCUUUGCCAGGGGCGGAUCCAGAAUUUUCCAGGGGGGGGGGGUGAUCCUGGAUUUGCCAAAAGGGGGCUAUGAACUAAAUCAGUAACGGUAAAAUGCCCUCACGGCGUGAGGUAUCGUCCGGAGCCACUUUGUGUUAGGCGCUCUGUGGUGGAAUUUUCAGAAACCUCUUUAUACUUUUUUUAGAAUUUAUAUAUCUUGAUUAAAAGGGGGCGUGCGAGCUCCAUGCCCCCUGGAUCUGCCCCUGUUUGCUUAUUCUUGGCUGUCAGUUUCAACAUCUUUUUAGCCUCCUGUCAGUAGCUAACUUUAAGGGCAAUGCGUGUACAUAGAUUUCACACUGUAGUGAAUUCCUGAACAGCUUUAGCGUUGCAGUCCUGCCCUGGCUUUUUCAGAGGUCGGUUAAUCCCCCUCUUUGUUCAGACCUGCGGCUUUUAUAAUUGAAUUCACUGGACAGGGUAGGGCUCUUCAUUCCAGCAAAGUAAGUAUAAAAGCUUAAUGCAUGCAGAAUGCAACAUUCACUCCUUCGCUGUGCAGCCGAGCUUCCACAAGUCACUGGUCCACUACUUCAUCUAGCAGCCAUUUUUUUCUUAGUUCAACUUGUGUACAGAUGCGGGGAUAGGAUCUGAUUAGGCAGUGUUUUCUCCCUACGGUGACUGUUCCCGCGGA